AUGUCUCGUCGGGACCAGCACCCGCAAUUCCAGUAUGGAGCGCCGCCUCACCAGAGCCCGGCCCCCCAACACCACCAGCCCACUCCGGUGCAGCCUCCGAUGAGCGUGCCUCAGCCGCCGCCCCAGCCGUCUCAGGCCCAAGCCCAGCCUCAUCACCAGCAACAUCACCAGCAGCAACAGCAGCACGUCCAGCAGCAGCAUGCCCAACAGCACGCCCAGCAGCCGCAACAUGCACCGCAGCCCCCGGCACAGCCCCAGAGAAACCGCAAGCGUCCGGCCCCGGCUCCGGCUCAACAGGCCCCGCCAGUCGUCACAAGCGCCCCUUCUAUGCCGGCUGCCCCCGCCGCGCCUAGUGCAACCCCCAUCCCGCCACCCGUUGCCCCUCCCGCCGCGGCCCCUCCCGCUCAGGCCCAGCCUGCGGCGACGGAAGACGCUGCUGCUGCUCCUCAACCUCCUCCGGCCAAAAAGAGCCGGACGAAUACUCCCUGGACCCCGGCAGAGGAGCUUCGCCUGAAGCAGAUGAGAGAUGCCGGCAGUAGCUGGGCUGAGAUUGCCAAGACUUUCCCCACUCGUACUGAGGGUAGUGUCAAGAAGCAUUGGUAUAAGGAUAUGCACUACGCCGAGUUCGCGGAAGACGAGAGCCAAGCCCUCCUCAACGCCAUCAAGGAGUACGAAAACAACAAGUGGAAGGUCAUCGGGCAAAAGGUCGGCAAGCCUGCCAAGGCUUGCGAACAGUACGCCAAGGAGCACUUUCCCGACCUCUACGCCAAGCCGACCAACCGGUAG
Colletotrichum graminicola M1.001 is the source of this 786-nucleotide messenger RNA. Its product is annotated as MYB DNA-binding domain-containing protein. Lineage: Eukaryota; Fungi; Ascomycota; Sordariomycetes; Glomerellales; Glomerellaceae. The record is from RefSeq and is a predicted model, not a curated record. Bases 1 to 786 code for a protein of 261 amino acids. The transcript has 4 exons.